Funneliformis mosseae is the source of this 134-nucleotide messenger RNA. The record is from the annotation of a GenBank genome assembly. Lineage: Eukaryota; Fungi; Glomeromycota; Glomeromycetes; Glomerales; Glomeraceae.
UACUAAGUCAGGAAGAAGCGUUGUCGUGUGUUCCGCUACCCAUUACUUACUCUCCAGAUUGUACUAAGUCAAAGGGUACCACAAGGGUCAAUAGUAACCCAUCGUCAAGGGUUCUUCUUUCGAAAAGUAAAUAG